AUGAUAGAAAGCAAGGCACCCCUCUGCCUACAAGUGAAGGAGGUUCUUAGCAAUGGUCUAGACCAGCAGCUGCGCGACUUGUUGAAGAAGGAAGAUGCUAGAGACAUCAGGGGCUGCUCAGACUUCCUUGGAGCAGGGAGUCUCCUGCAUUAUGCGGCGACAACAGGAAAACUUCGAAACCUCGAGGCUCUCGUGACGGAGCUCGGGCUUAACGUCAACCAAACAGAUACGCUGGGCAUGACCCCCCUGCACAUCGCCUCGAUGAGGGGGAACGUGCAGUUCUGUAUCAGCCUCAUGAGGCUAGGAGCAAGCAUCACUGCUCGAGACCACCAGCGGCGCAGCGCUCGUGACCUCGCCAUCUUGAGCGGGCAUAGGUACCUUGCUGGGCUCCUACUGAAUGGGUUGUCCGGCCUCGCAGUUGGCCGCGAGAGCAAGUCAGAAAGUGCCAAGAGCGGUCGGCAGAGGAACUCUUCCUCAUCCUCCGUGGACCUGCGCAGUCACCUUCCUACAGCAGGCGACCACAUCCUAGGCGUCUGUGCGUCUCCAGCUCAGCAGACGACUGCGGAAAACUGCAUGAAACUGUACAACUUCACCCAUGCAGGGGGGAUACAGGCCAACUGCACGGCAGUGCCAGACGUCCCCGACUGCAUCAAGAACGGUUACGCCUGCCUCAACGGCGAGGUGCUGAUCCCCGAGGCUCCCUGUGCCUUCCCGUUCGAGUACAAGGGCAAGCUCUACUAUCAGUGCUUCCCCGAUGCCGUCCCUUGGUGUUACAUGGCUCCCAACUUUCAGGUCCCCUGCUCACCCGAGGCGAAGCUUGCAGGCUGCAACGAUGAUAUCAAUCUGUACAACCCGAACUUGCCCAAGUACAAGUGCCGGUGCAACAUCGUCGGCAGUUGGAACGCGCCCACUGCUUCUAGCAGGAGUAUGACGAUCAUAGGGUACGGCUUCGGAAACGGCGACCGAGAUUGUACCACCGCCUACAUGGAUUGUAUACAGGCCAAAACCUCCGACGAAUGUCGGCUGCAGUACUUCCCCAACGCCUCAUCGGACAACUAUGAGUUCCCUCAGAACUGUAAGUAUCAUGUCUUGACCAUCGGAAAGACGCAGGUCAGCAACGUCAACUGGACCUCCGACAGCUCCAUCAGCUGCAGCGUGCCGCCGGGUAUCGGCAUCAACCUUGGGAUGAACUUGGUGGCGGGAAGGUACAGGAGGGACACCAACGCGUACUCUCCCCUCAUAAACAUCUUCUCCUACGACCGCCCAGCAGAACGGCAAGUCAUGGUGCCCAACAGUCCUACCUCUGGCGAUCGCAUGGUAACGAUCCUUGGCCAAAACUUCGCUCCCUUCAUGGUGUCCGCUGCCGCCGCCAUCGGGGAGACGGACUGCCAGUGGACCCGCUGGGUGAGCUCGACGUCAAUGUUCUGCUCGGUUCCUGUUGGGACAGGGGGCAAUCUGCCAGUCAACGUGUCCAUCUACGAGUGUCAAGACACGGCUCUAGAGGCUUGUACCCCUACCCUGAUCAUGUCCAAGGGGGGUGUCAAGAACGUCUUCAGCUAUGACAAGCCUUCCAUCACCUCCGUGGGUCCAGGAAACUCCCCUGCUGUCGGCUACGCGCUGAUUACGAUCUUUGGCAAGAACUUCGGGUACAGCAACAGCAAGUGGACGCUGCUGGACUCUUCCACGGGCACGACCGUGCAGGUGGCAACCACAGUUCAGUCGUAUGCCCUCUCCCGCUUCCCCAUGAACGAUUACUACAUCGACCUCCACCUGGCCACGAGCGAGCCGAAUCGAGCCCUGACGGCUGGGUUGGAGUUCAUUUGUGUGGGUGACGCGACGUACGACGGGACCCCCUGCUACUGCCCCAAUGGUGCCAGCACCUGUGCCAGCGCUCUUUGUGGGACAUUUGCACAGUGUACUGCCGCUAGGUUUCUCUGCGUCGGAAGCUCCAAGGACAACUUUGCGGUCUGUGCGAACUCGAACGCUGUGUGUGCGGGUGGCAGCAAGUGCGUUGCAAUCCCCCUUGGUCUCGGAUGCCAGUACUGGGAGAAAGUCUGCACCGUCGACAAGGACGUGUACGGUUGCGUCCCUCCUUUCCUCAAGUUCUCCUGCGAGUUCAGUCUUAACCCUGACGGCAUCAACUGCAACAAAGUGUCACAGAGCCCAACAACUCAGAGCGUCAACAGCGUCUUGUGUGCCUCCAACUUCCACGGUUAUGUGACAGGCACCGAGUGCAUCAACCUGAUCUGGCUCUCCGACUCAAGCAUCAUCUGCAGAGUCCCAGCUGGACUCGGCCCCCAGCAAGACGUCUCCCUCAUGAUCGACGGCCAGAGCCGAUCGCUCAGUCAGAUCUUCACCUACAACGCUCCAGAGCUCUCAAGCAUUCCCACCUCCCUCCAGCCGACAUCGGGCAAGGCCGUCAUGACCUUUUUCGGCGAGUCCUUCGGCGCAUUCAGCUGCAACAGGACCUGGUGCAGCCGCUUUCAGAUCUCAGGAGACGUCAUGAGCCACAAGUCCAGCAACGGCGGCAGCGCGUGCAUGAAGACUUCGUGGAACUCCGACAGCACUCUGCUGUGCCAGCUCUCAGCUGGGGUCGGGGCGGACAAGGAGGUGCAGGUGACGGUGAUGUCCUCCGCAAACACGCUGUCCUCUGUCCUGCUAGAGGCAGCGGCGAGGAGCGGGAAGCUGCCGGGCAGAAUACAGUACCAGCCCCCUGAACUCAAUGUCGUCCUCCCCGGCAACGGGCCCACCAAAGGCAGCAGCUUCGUACAGCUCACCGGCAAGUCCUUCGGCUACUUCGACAGCUCCGUGGCUGCCAGGAUGGUGGGUAGCGCAUGCAGCGCAACACGUUGGAUGGCAGACACUGCAGUGCUCUGCUCGCUCCCAGGAGGAAUCUCCUCUGCCGAAUGCUCCGUGUUCGCGCAAGUCCCAGCUGCCGAAUGCUACUCCACAGUUUGCGGGGGCCCCCAGUCCAUCACCAAUGCGAUCUGCCGCACCGUGGCGCUGACAGUCCAGCAGCAGCUGGGGUCGGAGGUCGGGGCCUUCUCUUUCGACCAGCCCGCCAUGCAGUUCGUGAAGCCGAUCAACUCGCCGACGACGGGGUCGGUCAACAUGACGCUGGUCGGGUCAAACUUCGGCACCCAGCCCAGCUACGGGCAUCAAGUGUGGGCGGCAAGCAAGAAGUGCAAGUCGACGACCUUCGUCUCCGACUCCUCCCUCAUCUGCGAGACCCCCCAGAGCGUCGGGACCGGGCACAAAGUGUACGCCACCCUGCUGGCCAAGGGAGGAGAGGACUUCUACCUCCGCACCGCCGACUCGUCCCGCUCGCUCUUCUCCUACGACCGGCCUGUCAUCGCGGCCUACCAGCCCCCCCACGUCCCGACCACCGGCGGCUCCACCAUCACAGCCCUCGGCUCCGGCUUCGGGGCCGAACGCUGCGGAGGAGACUGCACCAAGUACGAGAUUCCCCAGCUGACAGUCGGGGACACUGCCUGCUACACCACCACCUGGGUCUCGGACUCUUCCCUUCUCUGCUCCUUCGGGGUCUACCCAGACCCCGGGCCCGGCGUCGGGCAGAACCUCCCAGCUGGGAUCGUGGUGGGUUCUCAGGCCAGCGACCUCAAGUCCUUCUUCUCCUACAACGCGCCGGCGGUCAUGGGGUUCACCACCGGCAACCCCCCAUGGUCCAAGGCAGUACCCUACGCCAGCAACGGCCCAGCUGAAGGAGACCGGCCGCUGACGAUCUUCGGGUCGAACUUCGGGGUGCUGGACUACUCGCCGACGGCGACGAUAGGAGAGACGAGCUGCAAGCGGGCUAGCUGGACCUCCGACACCUCCAUCCUCUGCACGACCCCAGCUUGCACGAACUACCUGGCAGGCGCAAACUACGACCUCCCGCUGCAGGUGGAGGUCGGGCUGGCCUACUACACAGAUGGGAAGCAGCUGGGGGUAAAGAUCGCUGCCUUCACGUGCGACUUCCCCAUCCCCGUCUUCUUCAAGCUGAACAACAACGAGAUCAAUCUUCUCAGCUUCCUCGCCUCCCUCCUCCUCGCCGGCCUCGUGGUCUGCUGCCUCCACAGGAGGUACAAGAAGGAAUGGCCCUCCAUCCCCCUCACCCUCCCCAAGGCUCGAGCUCGCUACCCUCCAGGGCAGAAGCCGAACCCGAAGCAGCUGGUCUACCACACGCUGUGGACGAAGCAAAGGGACGACGAUGAUGCUCACAGCGCGUCGAGCCAGGAUGAUGAUGAGGAGGAGGAGGACCCCAAGAAGCGAGCAGACAUCCUGCAGAACGCGUUCGAGAAGGGCCUAGCCGCAGCGACGAAGCUUGCUGGUGGGCCGAAGCUCGACAAAGAGGAGGAGGAGGAGGAGGACGAGGACCAAGAGGAGGACGUGUACGAGGACGAGGGAUUCAAGCUGCACUCGAGGCAGACUUACCGUCCUCCUAGAGUCGCGCUGGAUCGACUUGAGAAGGCCAACACGUUCAGGUGGGGAGCUGAGAGCACCAGCAUGGGCGACAUCCCUGAGUCGAUUCAGACGCCGCAGCCAGGGACGAAGCAGAGGCAGCACAAGAGGAACAAGAGCAGGAAGGAGCACGCGACGCAGCUGUGGAGGAGGAUGAGCAUAGCGCUGCUGGCGUCAAGAGAGGGAGGAGGCAGGAGGCAGGAGGCAGGAGGCAGGAGGCAGGAGGCAGAAGGGAGGAGACAGGAGGAGGAGAAGGCUGAGCUCGAUGAUGUACUGCUGGAAGAGCAUGAGGAGGAGAGAUAG
Messenger RNA from Guillardia theta CCMP2712, 4764 nucleotides. RefSeq lists its product as hypothetical. The record is from RefSeq and is a predicted model, not a curated record. Gene Ontology annotation, molecular function: protein binding. The coding region runs from base 1 to 4764 and encodes 1587 amino acids. NCBI's taxonomy places the organism in Eukaryota, Cryptophyceae, Pyrenomonadales, Geminigeraceae. The transcript has 6 exons.